UCCCACAAUAUACGUCUCCAAUAUUUUUUCUGCUAUACUUUUAUGACACACAAAGUGAGUUUGAGAACAGAAUAAACAUAAUGCAAAAUCAAGUUUUGUCAGAAGCAGUUGUACAGAUGCUCAUGAAAAUUUUAGAGAUCAACCCGUAUGCAAAAUUCUUUCGAAGAUUGAAAGAUUAUCCUUCAAUGGACAAUGUUCAGCUUCAUAUUUCUAAAGAUGUCAACUUAGAUCAACGAGUAUAUAAUUCUCCACAUGCAGAUCAAGUUGCAGCUAUAUGGGUUGAGGGAAAUAAUGAAAAUAUUCCAUUGGAGCGGGAUAUUGUAGUUCAUGCUCAUUCCGGCGACAGACAUAGAAUAAAGCAUUAUUAUGGAUGUUAUGAUCCUUUGCAAUAUCCACUUCUUUUUCCAAUGGGCGAAACAGGUUGGCAUCAAAACAUUAGAAAGAUUGAUCCAGCAUCUUUGGUUCGUAACACAAAUUAUGUUUCUACUUCUACUUCAUUAGCAAGAACCAUAACUGCAGGCGAUAUUAUCUCCAAUGAAGAACAAGGUGUUAGAAGAGAAAAUGUUAAGAAUGUAUCAUGCCGAGAAUAUAUUUGCUAUAAGAUACAGAUUAGAAAUCCAAGACAAUCCAUAUUCUUAUUAGCUGGAAGAUUAUUACAGCAAUAUAUAGUGGAUAUGUACAUAAAAUUGGAGACAACAAGACUGGAUUAUUAUCGUCAAAACCAAUCAACUAUGAGAGUAGAAUUGUAUCAAGGAAUUGUGGAUAGUGUCUUUAAUGGAGAAUUAAGAGGGAAUGAAGUUGGCAAAAGAAUUGUUCUACCAGCAACAUUUAUAGGAGGACCAAGAGAUAUGCGUCGUAGAUAUCUUGAUGCAUUGACAUUAGUACAAAGAUUUGGAAAACCAGAUCUAUUCAUUACAAUGACUUGCAAUCCAGAGUGGAAAGAAAUACAGCAAGCAUUAUAUGAUGGUCAAACAGCUCAAGAACGUCCAGACUUAACUACACGAGUAUUUCGAGCAAAACUGCAAGACCUGAAAUAUCAAUUAUUCAAGAGGAAAAUUUUUGGACAUGUAGCUGCACAUGUUGAUGUGGUUGAAUUUCAAAAAAGAGGGUUACCACAUGUCCACAUGCUGGUAAUUUUCAAGUCUGGGCAAAAGUUGAAUACGACAAGUGAAAUAGAUAAGUUUGAAAAUGCAAAUGCCAUUAUCCACGUGUCACAGCCCAUUAUCCCAAUGACGGGUUAA
This is a messenger RNA of Salvia miltiorrhiza (redroot sage), 1241 nucleotides long. RefSeq lists its product as uncharacterized. Bases 81 to 1241 code for a protein of 386 amino acids. Lineage: Eukaryota; Viridiplantae; Streptophyta; Magnoliopsida; Lamiales; Lamiaceae. The record is from RefSeq and is a predicted model, not a curated record. The transcript has 3 exons.